Messenger RNA from Zymoseptoria tritici IPO323, 2790 nucleotides. RefSeq lists its product as uncharacterized. Lineage: Eukaryota; Fungi; Ascomycota; Dothideomycetes; Mycosphaerellales; Mycosphaerellaceae. The transcript is spliced from 4 exons. Gene Ontology annotation, molecular function: structural molecule activity. Gene Ontology annotation, biological process: endoplasmic reticulum to Golgi vesicle-mediated transport; protein secretion; intracellular protein transport. Gene Ontology annotation, cellular component: endoplasmic reticulum; COPI vesicle coat; Golgi membrane. The record is from RefSeq and is a predicted model, not a curated record. The coding region runs from base 1 to 2790 and encodes 929 amino acids.
AUGUCGCAGUACAAAAAGGACGAGGACGACAACGCGGUCCUGAAGGUGGAUCGCGUCUCAAUCUACCAAGAAGGCACACCACCACGUUCAGCCCGAGUCUUUAACACAUCUCCCGUGUCGCCGCGAAGAUGCCGAAUCCUCCUCACGAAAAUCGCCCUCCUGCUCUUCACGGGCGAGAAGUUCCCCGUCAACGAAGCCACCUCCCUCUUCUUCGGCAUUUCGAAGCUGUUCCAGAAUAAGGAUGCCUCCCUCCGACAAAUGGUGUAUCUGGUGAUCAAAGAGCUGGCAAACACCGCUGAGGAUGUGAUCAUGGUGACCAGCAGUAUCAUGAAGGAUACGGCAAUGGGAAGCGACGUGGUAUACAGGGCCAAUGCCAUUCGUGCUCUGUGUCGCAUAAUAGAUGCCUCCACGGUCCAGGCGAUCGAGCGAAACAUCAAGACUGCUAUUGUUGACAAGACGCCAUCCGUCUCCUCCGCCGCCCUGGUUUCCUCCUACCACCUCCUCCCGAUUGCACGCGACAUUGUCAGGCGAUGGCAAAGCGAGACCCAAGAGGCGGCAUCUUCAUCAAAAUCUUCGUCCGGCUUCAUGGGCUUCGGAGGCUCAGGCCAGCAUUUGGCUGCUUCAAACACAAAUUACAUGACGCAGUACCAUGCCAUUGGUCUGCUUUACCAGAUGCGAUCCCACGAUCGGAUGGCAUUGGUAAAAAUGGUGCAACAAUACAGCGCUGCUGGUGUGACAAAAUCGCCCGCUGCACGGGUGAUGCUUGUGAGACUGGCUGCGAAGCUUGCGGAGGACGACCCGAGCUUGAGGAAACCGAUGAUGAAGCUGCUGGACGACUGGCUGCGGGACAAGAGCGAAAUGGUCAACUUUGAGGCAGCCAAGGCCAUUUGCGACGUGCCCGAUUUAACGGAUGCCGAAGUCGGACAGGCCAUUCACGUUCUCCAACUCUUCCUCACCUCGCCUCGAGCGGUCACCAAAUUCGCCGCGAUCCGUAUUCUCCAUCAAUUCGCCUCCUUCAAGCCCGAUGCUGUCCGCCAAUGCAAUCCCGACAUUGAGGCUCUCAUCUCAAAUUCGAACCGCUCCAUCGCCACCUUUGCGAUCACAACUCUCCUCAAGACUGGCAAUGAAUCCUCUGUCGACCGUCUGAUGACCCAGAUCAGCACAUUCAUGUCCGACAUCACCGACGAGUUCAAAGUCACCAUUGUCGAGGCCAUCCGCACACUCUGCUUGAAGUUCCCUUCGAAACAAGCACGCAUGCUGGCAUUCCUCUCCGGUAUCCUCCGUGAUGAGGGCGGCUACGAGUUCAAGCGGAGCGUUGUGGAGAGCAUGUUCGAUCUCAUCAAAUUUGUGCCGGAAAGCAAAGAGGACGCUCUUGCUCAUUUGUGCGAGUUCAUCGAAGACUGCGAAUUCACCAAGCUUGCGGUCCGAAUUCUGCAUCUGUUGGGUAUGGAGGGACCGAAGACGGCACAGCCGACCAAGUACAUCCGCUACAUCUACAACCGAGUUGUACUUGAGAACGCAAUCGUGCGAGCAGCCGCCGUCACUGCGCUUGCCAAGUUCGGAGUUGGCCAGAAAGAUCCUGAAGUCAAGCGCAGUGUGGAUGUGCUGCUCACCCGAUGCUUGGACGACACUGACGAUGAGGUUCGUGACCGCGCUGCAUUGAACCUCAGACUCAUGAAGGAAGAAGAUGACGAGGUCGCCGCGAAAUUUGUGCGCAACGACUCCAUGUUCUCCCUCCCCGUCCUCGAGGAUCAGCUCGCCCACUACGUCAAUGGCAGCAGCGCUUCGGCUUUCGCCAACCCUUUCGACUUCGCCAACGUUCCAGUCGUCACACGCGAGCAAAGUCUUGCGGAAGAUCGCACCAAGAAGCUCACGACUGCGACACCCACUCUCAAGGCACCCUCAGUUGGACCGAAGAAGUCCGACAGCACGAUGGCCGCCGAGGCCGCCGCCAACGCGACUGUUGUCACUCAGCGUUACGCCCAGGAGCUCAGUGCCAUUCCAGAAUUCGCUGCGUAUGGUGGCGUGCUCAAGAGCAGCCCUGUCAUCGAGCUCACCGAGCCCGAGACCGAAUACGUGGUGUCUGCAGUGAAGCAUCUCUUCAAGGAGCACAUGGUACUACAAUUCAACGUGAAGAAUACACUGGCAGACUACAUCCUGACCGACGUCUCUGUCCUGUGUAAUCCAAUCUCGGAAGAUGCGGACGAAGACACGCCAGUCUUUGAAGACGAUGGCUUCCUCAUUCCGGUACCCGUACUCAAACCCGAGGAACCCGCCAGCGUCUACGUCAGCUUCUCACGACCCGACUCCAACUCGUUCGUCGGAGCAUCAUUCACCAAUGUACUCAAAUUCGUCCUCAAAGAGAUCGAUCCAUCAACCGGCGAGCCGGAAGCCACUGGAUACGACGACGAAUACCAAGUCGGAGACCUCGAUGUCUCCGCCGCUGACUACAUCCUCCCCGCGUUCGCAGGCAGCUUUGACAACGUGUGGUCCGGUCUACCUGAAGACAGCGAGGCGAGUGAGACAUUGCAAUUAUCCAACGCAAAAGGCAUUGCAGACGCUGUUGAGUCGCUGGUCAAGGCACUCGGCAUGCAGCCUCUGGAAGGUAGCGAGGUGGCUCUCAGCACAAGCACACAUACGCUACGGGUGUACGGCAAGAGUGUUGCGGGCGGCAAAGUCGCGGCCAGUGUACGGAUGGCAUACAGCGCGAAGUCUGGCGUGACGGUGAAGAUUACUGCUAGGUCUGAGGAAGAAGGUCUGGCCGAGUUGGUCGUCAAUGGCGUGGCGUAA